AUGGUUCAAAUAAACGCAGCGUCGAUAGCUACUGCUACCGUUCUUGUCGGAGCGGCCAUGUCACAGGCCGCGGCGUUACCGAACCGUCCUGCCGAUCAAGAGAUUUCAGCACUGGUUGCUGGUCUCGGCGUAAAGGUUGGACAUCUCGGGUCACUCCAUCCGAUCGAGACGAGAGGGAAGCAGGUCUUCCUCAAUUCCGAGCGGGCCUCGAGUAACGAAAAGAGAUCAUGGCGCGGACGUCACGGCCGCAGGGGUCCCUGGAGGAAUGAGCCGGAUAACGUCCAAGUUGACGCUCACGGUCAUGCCCAGGUUAACGUGAUCGAGGAUAAACACGACGUACCAGAUGGGAAAUCGAAGGAUCAUACCGAGGUGCAUGAACAUGAACAUGUUCACCGUCAGGCUCAGGAUCAAAAAUCCCGAAGGGACGAUCAUGACCACGACCAUGACCACGACCACGACCAUGACCACGACCAUGACCACGAUCACGACCACGACCAUGAUGAUAAUCAUGACCACGACCAUGACCAUGACCACGAUCACGACCACGACCACGACCACGACCACGAUCACGAUCACGAUCACGAUCACGACCAUGACCACAAGAAAAGGUCAGACACGGUAAAGCAAGCCGUCAUGCAAGCCAUGGACCAAACUAAAAUCCCCGGGGGUCGUCAUAUCCCCAGAACCCUCCGCGGUAACACAUUCAUGCCUCAUGGCUCUGGCAGUCUUGUCAUCCCCAAUCCUCUCUCUGACCUGGCCCCUCAACCUCGUAAACGCAUGCUUUCCGGUCCUCUGGCCGCACUAGGUCGUGCUUUCUUAGGACAAAAACGACACUCUUUCGGUGCCGACGUCGAUCCCAAACAGGAUCUUGUCUUCCGCAGGGAAAACGGUCAACAGACGAACGAGGAUCGUGCGAGUGAACACAUCAAUGAAGAGAAUGUCAAUGUUUAUGUGGAUGGUCGACAUGGUCAUUCGGUUCUCAUUGGAGAUGAUCAUGGACGUCAUAAUCAUGUCAAGGUGAUUGAGAGGAAGUCUGAUCGUAGGGAUCAUGACCACGAGGAUGAGCAUGACCAUGAUCACGACCAUGACCACGACCAUGACCACGACCACGACCAUGACCAUGACCACGAUCAUCGGAGCCGAGAUCAAUUUGCCCAGAUGCAAGCACGCGGAAUGGAUCUCGGUGGUGCUCCCGGUUACAUCGAUGUAACCAGUCCCACCUCCUCUUCCCCCACUGGAGCCAAAAUUGCUUCCUUGGUACUAUCAACUUCCAACGGUACUUCGUCAAGUAACGACACAUCUUCCGCCGAAGGGUUCGUAUUGAACGCUUCCAACUCUAUUCGUACUCAAGUUUACCUCGUUCCUCUAUCUGACUCCAACUCUAACUCCACUUCCAACUCGACCGACCCGACCACGUCAUCCGCUCAGUCAACAGACAACAAUGGACCGAUCCAAGUCAACUUGAAAGUUCCUAUCUUCGUAGCUGAAACCGCCGAGGUUGAAUCUUAUUGCGCUACAUUCGAUCCUUUACCUAAAUCAGCAAAACCAUUAACGGUCCAACCAUGUGUCACAGAAGGGGAUUCACAUACUUCUCAAGUAUUCUUGUACGAUCCAUCAACUGGUGUUAUACAUCCCGAUUGGACACCAAAUACUACUUCGCAACAAGUUUUACAAAGUGUUCCAGAUUCUGUAGAAGAAACAACUACAUCUUCCAUUCCUACUUCCACCAUGAUCAUGUCUAGUGCUAUGGCUGAAUCACUUCCUACGGAUUCAUCACACCAAUUAUUAGUUUCACCCUCAGAUGUGACAUCAGUAAGUGAGGCUAGUAUAACUCCAUCGGUCGCAGUUGCUGGAAUACCUACUUCCAUACCAACACCAUCAAAUAUGAUCAAAGUAGCAAACGUUCUUCCAUCAUCUUCUUCCUCUAUGCUGUCACCUUCCGUUACACCAUUGAAUAUAAAACAAUUAGAUUCAUUGCCAACUUUACUUCCUUCUUCAAGCAUGUCAUCAAUAUCUUCAGUGCCGACCGAUAUCGUUCAAGAUGUAGAUUCCACUCUCUCAAUGUCAACCUCCAUAUCGACCACUGAAGCUAUUCUACCUACUACCACCGCUGUACCUAGUUCAGCGGCUGAAAUGGUAGCGGGAAACGAAGAUACAUCCGACACUCUCACAACUUCUUCAUCAUCUUCCCCUCCAGCAUUACAAACAGGUGGUAAACAACUAUCAACAGAAUCAACAUCUACACCAAUGAACAAAAGUUCCAAUAUCACUCUUGUUUUUUCACCUUCAAACCCUUCUUUGAGACAAUCGGAUUUUGAAGAAAAUGAAGGUCAUACGGCAGGAACGAACGAAGGUGCUGAAUCUAUUUCUUCCCCUGAUACAGAUGAUAACACAAUUCCUUCUUCUGUCAGUUCAUCGAUGAGUGCUUCAAUGACUGCGAUUUCUUCUGCAAUGGAAGAAGAGAUACCUUCUACUACGAUGAGUGAAACUAUGUCAACAUCAAGUUCGAUGCCUUCUAUUGGAAACGUUUUGGAAGUUCCUAUGAGUUUGAGUAUGAGUAUGACUACUAGUUCAAUGCCAAUGGAAACGAGUGUUAUAGCAGCGGCUGAGAAUAUGGAUAUGGGAAAUGAUUAUACUGCUCCUUAUCGUAGAGGUUAUUUCCGACUUCGAUAA
Molecule: messenger RNA, 2673 nt
Organism: Tremella mesenterica DSM 1558
Lineage: Eukaryota; Fungi; Basidiomycota; Tremellomycetes; Tremellales; Tremellaceae
Exons: 4
Coding region: 1-2673 (890 amino acids)
Source: RefSeq, a predicted model, not a curated record